Jaminaea rosea is the source of this 608-nucleotide messenger RNA. RefSeq lists its product as hypothetical. Gene Ontology annotation, cellular component: vacuolar proton-transporting V-type ATPase, V0 domain. The transcript is spliced from 3 exons. Gene Ontology annotation, biological process: vacuolar acidification; proton transmembrane transport. Bases 181 to 396 code for a protein of 71 amino acids. Lineage: Eukaryota; Fungi; Basidiomycota; Exobasidiomycetes; Microstromatales. Gene Ontology annotation, molecular function: proton-transporting ATPase activity, rotational mechanism. The record is from RefSeq and is a predicted model, not a curated record.
CGACUGCAACGCAACUCAACUCAUCUCCUGUCCACCACCACCACCACUUUAACGUCGCUAUCAGCCUCGCAUCAUCAGGAGAGAUCAGCUGCACCAAAUUGAGCGGUAACAAGUAUCACGACCUAUUCCUCCGCCUAGACAAGCGCAGCCAACUUCGAUCCCUCAAUCCGCCACGCCGCAAUGUCAGGCUGGGUGCCCGUCAUCGCCGGAGGAGCCGUAGGGGGCAUCUCCUUCUUUAGCUGGGGUGCCGUCAGGAAGGGAGAGAACCAGGUCCUAAUCCGCUCAUGCAUCAUCCUGACGCUCGUAUGCUGCUACCUCAUGUGGGCAAUCAUGUACCUCGCACAGCUUCAUCCCGUCAUCAAGCCGAAGCGAGGCGACCUUCGACUAGAGGAGUAGAGGCGACGCCAGCAACUUUGCCUCCUUGAAUCUCUUCUAGCUUCCCUCCCAGUCAGCUUCGCAGCCAAUACGAUGUCCAUACCUUGCCGUCUGCAAAUGGAGCGGCCGACACUAUCUGCAGGAUGGCAGAGCAGUGCCUGGUCUGAGAUUAUAUGCUAAGCUAAUGUUACAAUUGAUUGACGACUCCGCCCUACGUGGGCGAAGCUCGCUGC